Molecule: messenger RNA, 1860 nt
Organism: Penicillium riverlandense
Lineage: Eukaryota; Fungi; Ascomycota; Eurotiomycetes; Eurotiales; Aspergillaceae
Exons: 1
Coding region: 1-1860 (619 amino acids)
Biological process (GO): L-leucine catabolic process; ketone body biosynthetic process
Molecular function (GO): hydroxymethylglutaryl-CoA lyase activity
Source: RefSeq, a predicted model, not a curated record
AUGAAUGUUUCAAGGCGCUUUGCGAAAAGCUUUGCAACGCAAGCCACUGCCACUGGGGUGCGAAUCCUCGAAGUUGGAUGCAGGGACGGGCUGCAAAACGUUGCUACAUAUCUUCCGGUCCCUGCCAAAGUCGAGUUGUUCAGACGCUUAAUAGACGCCGGUCUUCGGGAUAUUGAAGCCACCUCCUUCGUAUCUCCAAAAUGGGUCCCACAGCUCAGGGACAGUACCGAGGUCAUGGAGGCAUUGAAGCCAGACAUUGACAUGAACAAGCUUAGGUCUCCAGUGCUGACUCCGAACAUGAGGGGUGUCCAACGUGCCAUUGAAAGCGGAGCCCAUGAGAUAUCGCUUUUUGCGUCAGCAACUGAAGAGUUCAGCAGGAAGAACCAAAAUUGUUCGAUGCAGGAAGGACUAGCGCAGGCAGAAAAGCUAGCAGCAUUUGGCCUUGAACAGGGGCUGGCUGUUCGUGGAAUGGUCUCAUGCAUUUUUGUCGAUCCGUAUACCGGGCCAACCGACACUGCCAAAGUUGUUGAAGUCACUAACCGACUACUUGAAAUGGGCUGUCACGAAGUUGGACUUGCAGAUACAACUGGUGUUGGAACCCCCAGAGACACACAAAGGGUGCUUGAAGCAGUUCUGCGUCAUGUCCCAGCAAACAGACUUGCAUUGCAUUUUCAUGAUACCUUCGGGCAAGCUCUUGCCAAUGUUAGUCGCUCGUACGAACUCGGCAUUCGAGCGUUUGACAGCAGCAUCGCCGGUCUGGGCGGGUGUCCUUAUGCUAAGGGUGCACGGGGAAAUCUUGCGACGGAGGAUCUGGUCUACAUGUUUGAGAACUCAGGCAUUAAUACUGGAGUGGACCUUGUCAAACUGUCGACUGUCGGAGAAUGGAUCUCAAAACAACUGUGCAUACCCAACGGUAGUCGAGCUGGUGCAGCAGUCCUAGCCAAAAGGCCAACCGCAAAAUGUUCGUCUUUCCUGCCCCCGUCAAAACAUCAUCACCUUCCUCCCGCCACGUCCCCUUCUGCUAGGAAAUGGGAAGUGAUUCUACAAACGGAGGAAUUUACUGCUUGUCAGUCCGGGAGUACCGUUCGCAUUACCCUCAUGCGACCUGAUAAAGGGAAUACCCUCACGGAAAAAAUGGUGGAUGGGUUGACUAGCUUCAUCGAGGGCCUGAAAAAUGACCCUACAAUUUUUCAUUUGAUCCUCACAGCCCAAGGCCGAUUCUUCUGCACCGGUCUCGACCUUAAAGGAGACACCCAACCACAGGACACGGACAGCGAUAGGUAUUACUCUAAAGCGAAAGCACUUCUCGAGGCAAUUGAACAAGCGCCUCAGACGACCAUUGCAUUGAUUAACGGCCCUUCCUACGGUGGUGGGGUUGGCCUAGGGUUUGCCUGUGAUAUCCGCUUAGUGUCACCUGAAGCGAGUUGGACCUUAUCGGAGAUCAAACUUGGUCUCAGCCCUGCCAUAAUAUCUAAAUACUUGGUACGGGAAUGGGGCCCGGCAUUUUUUCGCGAAGCAACUAUCACCGGAAGAAAGGUUUCUGCUCCAGAACUGCACCGAAUAGGCACAGUGCACGGUAUUUCAGAUAGUCCCGAGACACUGGAGGUCUUGCUGGAGCAGUAUCUUGAUCGACUUACAUACUGUGCACCUAAGUCUGCUUCGACUUGCAAGCAGUUGGUUCGCGUUGGCUGGAUGGAUGCUGGAGGUCCCAAGCAGGAGGCCAUGAUUCGGGAAACAUUCGACAAUAUGAUGACGCCCAACUCCGAAGGUCAAUUUGGAAUACAGCAAUUUCGAAAGAAAGUCAGAAAUGUUGACUGGAGAGAAUACUGGUCUUCAAGGAUAACAAAUGUCGAAAUAUGA